GAGCAGGAGGAGCAGCCGUCUCCUCAGAGCCCUCCGGGCCCACCGGCACCGGGCCCCCAGGCCCAGUCUGACCAGCGUGCGCAGCGCCCAGGUCUCGGCUCCUCUGGGCCUCCGCCCCCCCGGCGCUCGGACAGCCCGGCCACUCGGAGCUGCUCCCUUUCGUCGGAUAAUCGGACUCGUUGGUGUUUCCUGUCUCCCGAGCUGUCGGGCGCUCGCCGGAAGAUGUCAAGCUGGAGAUUUCGAGUAAGGAAAAGGAACCCCACGUCCUUCCGGACAGAAGAGGAUGAUCUGGACCUGGAAGCCCUGAUGAAUGACAUGAACACUUCCAUGGAGAGUUUGUGCCCAACUGGUAACAUGCAGUCUGAGUCGGUGCCCACACGUCAGAACGGCCAGCACACUCGCGGCCAGCCACCACCCUCAGGAACAAAGCCCCCUGAGCCGAAGGCAUCCUCACAGCAGAAGGUGCAGCGCUCCCAGCCCAUGCACAUCACGGCUGUCAGGCGCCUGCAGGAGGAGGACCAGCAGUUCCGAACCUCGUCGCUGCCAGCCAUCCCCAAUCCUUUCCCGGAGCUCACUGAAACAGGGAGCCCCCCUGAGGUCACGUCCGGCUCCUUACCUCCGAGCCAGAGCCAGAGCCAGCACCCCUGUCUGCUACAGGAUGUUAGAAUCUUUGGUGAAGACGGGACCUGCAAAGUGGUGGAGAUUCCAGUGGACAUGACGUCCAGGGACCUGUGCCAGCUGCUGGUGUACAGAAGCCAUUGUGUGGAUGACAACAGCUGGACCCUGGUGGAGCACCACCCUCACCUGGGGAUAGAGCGGUGCUUGGAAGACCAUGAGCUGGUGGCCAAGGUUGACGGCACCAUGGCCGGGGAGAGCAAAUUCUUAUUCAGGAAGAAUUAUGGCAAAUACGAGUUUUUCAAAAAUCCGACGAAUUUCUUCCCAGACCAGAUGGUUACCUGGUGCCAGCAGGCGAAUGGUGGUCAGACCCAGCUCCUGCAGAAUUUCCUGAACACCAGCAGCUGCCCUGAGAUCCAGGGGUUCCUGCACGUGAAGGAGCUGGGGCGUAAGUCCUGGAAGAAGAUGUACCUGUGUCUGCGCCGGUCUGGCCUCUACUGCUCCACCAAGGGGUCUUCCAAGGAGCCCAGACACUUGCAGCUGCUGGCGGACCUGGAGGACUGCAGCGUCUUCUCCGUGUUCUCGGGCAAGAAGCAGUACAGCAUCCCAACGGACUUUGGCUUCUGCAUCAAGCCAAACAAAGUCCUGCAGGACACAAAGGAGCUGCGGGUGCUGUGCGCAGAGGACGAGCAGGGCCGCACGUGCUGGAUGACCGCCUUCCGCCUGCUCAAGUAUGGAAUGACCCUGUACCAGAACUACAGGCUCCCCCAGCAGAGAAAGAACUUUCUGGCAGCCUUCUCCAGCUCCUCGCGCAGUGUCUCUGAAAACUCCCUCGUGGCCAUGGAUUUCUCUGGGCAGACAGGAAGGGUGAUCGACAAUCCUGAUGAAGCCCAGAGCGCAGCCCUGGAGGAAGGGCACGCCUGGAGGAGACGGAGCACUCGCAUGAACGUGCUGGGGAGCCAGAGUCCCCUCCCCCACCCUUCCCUCAACACCGUGAUCCACAAGAGCCAGCACUGGUUCCAUGGCAGGAUCUCCCGAGAGGAGUCACACCGGAUCAUCAAGCAGCAGGGGCUGGUGGAUGGGCUCUUUCUGCUGCGCGACAGCCAGAGCAAUCCAAAGGCCUAUGUGCUUACGCUGUGCCAUCACCAGAAGAUUAAAAACUUCCAGAUCUUGCCCUGCGAGGAAGACGGGCAGGCGUUCUUCAGCCUGGAUGAUGGGAACACCAAGUUCUCUGACCUGAUCCAGCUCGUCGACUUCUACCAGCUCAACAAGGGGGUGCUGCCCUGCAAGCUGAAGCACCACUGCGUCCGCGUGGCCUUGUGACUCCAGGGCGGCUUGGCCGGUGGCUGGGGCCGCGCCCGUGUGGCCUGUGACCCCAGACCCACCGGGGCUGGCGGCUGGAGGGAGCCGACCCUGGAGGAGUAGGAGGCCUGUGCAUGAUUGAGAACACACUUUGAUUCUAUACCUUGGGAGCAAAAUCGGCUCCUUAGGUGCCAACCCCCACGAUUGGAUAGUUUCUUGGACUUAAUGGUGAUUUGCUGCUGUGGACCCCGCCAGCCAAACCGGGGUCACAAAAGAGCGAGCGCUAAUUUGAGGACAAACUGGAACCAUCGUCCUGGCGGGGCCACGAGAGAAGUGAUUGGGAAUGAACUCUUGCCCUGGAAUAAUCUUGACAAUUGAAACUGCGAUGUUUACUUUUGUAUUGAUCACUCCUUUGCACUCCUUGUUUUCCAUGUUGUCCUCGGCCUCUGGUGGCAGCCUGCGGCUUUUCAGUGCGUUCAAGACGGAGAGACGGUUCGGGAUGGGCAGACGUCCCCGACGGAGUGCGGCCCCCAGAGGUGUCCAGAGGGCGGCCCCACCUCCUGCGGGUCUCCGCGGGUGGACUCAGCUUCCAAACAACAGAGACCCUCGCCCUUCCCGGUUUACUUGAAAAGCUUCUUAAAAAAAUAGAGGUGUCACCUGUGGUCGGCAUUGGGCACGUUUGUGGACCAGUCAGGCAGCCACCGUCUGUCAAUCACUUCUCUGUGCACAGGUGCUGUGCUCGUGUCCCCAGGGUGCCACGUCUUCCACGGCGCAGGAGCCUUGAUUUCUCAGAAAACUUAGUGCUCUGCGCCCGCCAGGGCUGAGUGGCUGCCGAUAGCUGGGGACGGCAGCCCUCCUAAGACCCCCGGUACCCCCAUCUGCCCGCGGUCUGUCCGCCUGGGCGCCUGCAGCCUGCUCUAGAGCGAUCGCCGCCCAACCCGCUGCAGUGGCCUGAGUCCCCUCCUGGCUUUUCUCCCUUGGGGAUUCAAGGCUCUGAUGAGAAAAUGUCACCUGCUAGGCUUCCUGCAGCCACCUGCAGGUUUCCAUGGUGACAGACAUUGAAAGGGCACGUCCCUGGCCCGGCAUUCCCGGUCUGUGCCUGAUGACCCCCCCUAUCCUGAGACCCCAGCGCA
This is a messenger RNA of Miniopterus natalensis, 3050 nucleotides long. NCBI's taxonomy places the organism in Eukaryota, Metazoa, Chordata, Mammalia, Chiroptera, Miniopteridae. The record is from RefSeq and is a predicted model, not a curated record.